CGUUGUUUUUGUGUAUGAUGUGGAUAAUAGAAUUGGCUGUUCUGCGUGUUGAUUUCUCUUUGUUUUGUUGAUGGUUCAUGAAUAUUGCUUGUAUAACAUAUCUGUCAAGACUUGUUACAACGCUGAUGUUGUGCGUGUGAUAUGAAUAAGCCCAUUUAAUGAUACGACUGCUGUCCUCUUUUGUGUGCUUUCUUGGCCUUGUGCUCCAUCAAACGUCAGUGACGCCUUUUCGUUUCUCGACAUUGGCUUUUGCUUCUUCCAUUGCCUUGAGCUUCGCGUUUUGUGUCACGGACUUGGUUUUGCUGAUUACUGUAUAUUUUUCUAAACUAAUACUAACACUACUUUUUUUUUCUGUUCUCUUUUUUUUUUUUUUUUUUCGAUUUCUUGCUUUUUUGGGGGGCCAUCAUUACAUAGAAAAUAACUUACUAGCAAUCUGUCAGACAAAGAAUAGGUGUAAAUUUUGGCGGAUCUUGAUUUGUGGAAAGAGGCCUUCACUAAUAAAGAAGAUAGAGUAAAAUCACAGUGAGCACAAGUGUUCACAAAAGUAAUGAGCAUAAAGUGCGUUGAUUUUCCUUACCACGAAACUACUAUACGUGCUUGUUCUCCUUUUUGAUUUGCACUAUCAUUCACG
This is a messenger RNA of Zychaea mexicana, 631 nucleotides long. RefSeq lists its product as uncharacterized. The record is from RefSeq and is a predicted model, not a curated record. The transcript has a single exon. The coding region runs from base 159 to 515 and encodes 118 amino acids. Lineage: Eukaryota; Fungi; Mucoromycota; Mucoromycetes; Mucorales; Lichtheimiaceae.